Molecule: messenger RNA, 1045 nt
Organism: Pipistrellus kuhlii (Kuhl's pipistrelle)
Lineage: Eukaryota; Metazoa; Chordata; Mammalia; Chiroptera; Vespertilionidae
Product: dolichol-phosphate mannosyltransferase subunit 1-like
Exons: 1
Coding region: 16-798 (260 amino acids)
Biological process (GO): GPI anchor biosynthetic process; protein O-linked glycosylation via mannose
Cellular component (GO): endoplasmic reticulum membrane
Molecular function (GO): dolichyl-phosphate beta-D-mannosyltransferase activity
Source: RefSeq, a predicted model, not a curated record
CCGCGGAGUUCCGCCAUGGCCUCCAAGACAGCAAAUCGUACUCCUCCGAGUUCUCGUCGGGAGCCGGAGGGGCGCUUCCCGGGACCGGACAAGUAUUCAGUGCUGUUGCCCACCUACAACGAGCGCGAGAACCUGCCGCUCAUCGUGUGGCUGCUGGUGAAGAGCUUCUCGGAGAGUGGAAUCAACUAUGAAAUUAUAAUCAUAGAUGAUGGGAGCCCAGAUGGAACAAGGGAAGUUGCUGAACAGUUGGAGAAGAUCUAUGGAUCAGACAAAAUUCUUCUAAGACCACGGGAGAAAAAGUUGGGACUAGGAACUGCAUAUAUACACGGAAUGAAACAUGCCACAGGAAAUUACAUAAUUAUUAUGGAUGCUGAUCUCUCACACCAUCCAAAAUUUAUUCCUGAAUUCAUUAGGAAGCAAAAAGAAGGUAAUUUUGACAUUGUCUCUGGAACUCGCUACAAAGGAAAUGGAGGUGUUUAUGGCUGGGAUUUGAAAAGAAAAUUAAUCAGCCGUGGGGCCAAUUUUAUAACUCAGAUUUUGCUGAGACCAGGAGCAUCUGAUUUAACAGGAAGUUUCAGGUUAUAUCGAAAAGAAGUUCUACAGAAAUUAAUAGAAAAAUGUGUUUCUAAAGGCUACGUUUUCCAGAUGGAAAUGAUUGUUCGAGCAAGACAGUUGAAUUAUACUAUUGGCGAGGUUCCAAUAACAUUUGUGGAUCGUGUUUACGGUGAAUCCAAGUUGGGAGGAAACGAAAUAGUCUCUUUCUUGAAAGGAUUAUUGACUCUCUUUGCAACUACAUAAUAGAAAGUUAUUUAUUUAUCACGUUCAUUUCAAUUUAAACAGAGGAAGCUGGUUGCUGAUUUUUUUUAAUGUACUUAGAGCAUAAAUCAUAGGUAAGAUAAAUUUCAUGCAAAUCUUUUUUUCCGAAGAAAUUCCAUUUUAUAUGUCAAAUUAAAUUAGAAAAAUGAGCAGUGUUCUCAAUUUUCUUUAACAUUUUGCUGUAUUAAGACCUACAAAUAAAUGCAUAUGGAUUUUUGCAUAAAAAAAA